UUCUUCACCGUUUCGUCGGAACAUUUCGGGAGUAGAACCUACGGUAGACACCACUCGCGACGCCUUAAGUGCCACGCGACUAGUCAAGCUCGAAACUUGCGAUCCGGUAGUAUAAAACUCGGGAGCACCCACGCGAAAGCUCAGUAUCACUCGUGACGCGCUUUGAAUCACAUGGCUACCAUCCUUCAGACCAUGACCCUUGGACAGCAAACGAAAAUGUACAACCUAGUUCAGCAGCAGUCGCCGCAGAACAACAACUGUGUUAUCGUUCCGAAUUCGCUUCAGAAACAGACUGUUUUAUCGCAGAAACGUGCCAUAGCUCCGAACCCGGUGGAGAGGACCUCGGUUUUGGUCAAUAACAACAACAACAACGACCUUCGUUGCAAGAGGAAAAUUCAGUUUAUGCCUUACGGUGCCUCGCCUCAGCAACCAGCCUCCGUGGCCAGGAGAAAUGCCAGGGAGAGGAACAGAGUGAAACAAGUUAACAACGGUUUCGCCACUUUGAGACAACACAUCCCCGCUGCCUUAGCCUCUGCGUUAUCCCCUCAAAGCGGAACUGGAAGAGGAGCGAGCAAGAAACUCAGCAAAGUCGAAACUCUCAGGUUAGCAGUCGAAUACAUCAGGAGUCUCCAACAGCUCAUCGACGAACACGAAAACGACAACACGAUGAACAGGGUAACCAACGAAAACGCCAUCGACAGUCGGUAUUACACCAACAGUCCCGAAUCCCUGAAUCAGCAAUAUUCCUACCCAAUUCUUCUGCCCACACCCUCCUGCUCAGAAGCAUCGGUAUCGCCGACACCUUCCCAAGGCUCAGAAAGUUCCUACUCAGCCGUCUCCGGCUACACGAAUAACUUGUACCAAGAAACCUACGAAAGCUACGAACCAAAGAGUCCGGUGGAUGAAGAACUCUUAGACGUCAUAUUCUCAUGGCAGCAAGAAAAUUAAGAAAUUCUUGCCCAGUCCUUCCUGACAAUAAGGAUAAUUCCAGUGCCUUUUGAAAGCCAGUGAUGUACAGAAUAUACGGUCCAUUUUUGAAGUUUAUACAACUGUUUUCUAGUCAUUUUUGUAAAUUUUUUGUAUAUAUUGUUUAUAUAGUUGGUUAAGUUGUAGAUUUGUUACUAGUUUACCAUGACAUUCCCAAUUCCAAUCUGAAUAGUCUAUAUUGAAAUUUUCUAUUAUGAUUCGUUUGACAGCUUCGUCCUGUUGCAAUUUUGGAGAAGUUCGUACUGAUUUAAAUUUGUUAUUAUGUCUUGAAAGGCUCCUUAUUAGGUUAAGAAGUUUUUUAAUGUGUAAGUCUGUUGAAAACGAAAUUUCCAUGACCAGUCCUAAGUAAUUAAGUUAUUUUUGUACAGUUCUAUUUUUGAUAAUGAACAUUGAGAAUUUUCUCAUGAAAUAAAAACUGUAUUAUAUUUUUUAAA
This is a messenger RNA of Coccinella septempunctata (seven-spotted ladybird), 1421 nucleotides long. It is a transcript of the gene Ash, whose product is annotated as achaete-scute complex protein T3-like. Gene Ontology annotation, molecular function: RNA polymerase II transcription regulatory region sequence-specific DNA binding; DNA-binding transcription factor activity, RNA polymerase II-specific; protein dimerization activity. The record is from RefSeq and is a predicted model, not a curated record. The coding region runs from base 172 to 948 and encodes 258 amino acids. Gene Ontology annotation, biological process: regulation of transcription by RNA polymerase II; developmental process. Lineage: Eukaryota; Metazoa; Arthropoda; Insecta; Coleoptera; Coccinellidae. The transcript is spliced from 2 exons.